Molecule: messenger RNA, 1413 nt
Organism: Neoarius graeffei (lesser salmon catfish)
Lineage: Eukaryota; Metazoa; Chordata; Actinopteri; Siluriformes; Ariidae
Gene: grsf1
Product: G-rich RNA sequence binding factor 1
Exons: 10
Coding region: 143-1294 (383 amino acids)
Biological process (GO): regulation of RNA splicing
Cellular component (GO): nucleoplasm; ribonucleoprotein complex
Molecular function (GO): RNA binding
Source: RefSeq, a predicted model, not a curated record
UCAUGCGUCAUCACUGUGUUCUGUGCCGGUGCAGGUCAACGUGAUUGUUUGUGAGCAGCGUGUGUUAGUGAGUGAGUGCGCUGUGGGUUUGUGCUUGGCGGUGGUUAUUGUUGUGUGUAAUCUCCCUGCGCAGCUCGCUGUAAUGGCUGCUUACGGAAGGACGGCGCUGGUCUCUGCGCUUGUGCGCCACUUGAGUGGAAGACGCUCGUGCGUGAGGAAGUUUCUGGAAGCCUCCGGAAGCCGCCGCGCUGUUCCUGGCGUUCCGCUGGGGCUGCGGAGAGAGAGUCCUGUCUGCUCCCUGAGUCCUGUCUGCUCCCUGAGUCCUGUGAAGGUUCCAGUCAGCUGGGCCGCACAGCGCAGAGCUCUCACUACAGAGACACCGUACAAAGAAGAGGAUUAUCCCCCUCUUCCUGAGUACUCUCCUCCUCCAGAGGGUGAACAGAAAGAAGUGUUCAUCGUCCGUGUUCAGGGUCUGCCGUGGUCUUGUAGUCCUGAGGACCUGCUAAAAUUCUUCUCUGAGUGUCGCAUUCACAAAGGAGUAAACGGAAUCCAUCUUAUGUAUCACAAAAACGGAAAGCCGACAGGACAAGCCUUCAUCGAGCUGGAGGCUGAGGAGGAUGUCAGCAAAGCCUUGGAGAUGCACAGGCAGUAUCUUGGACCCCGCUAUGUAGAAGUGUAUGAAGUGACCCAUAAUGAUGCAGAGGCCAUACUGAAGGGCACAAGUGAAAGCCAAGAUGGAGUGGUUCGCAUUCGAGGUCUGCCCUUUAACUGCACAGAGAAGGAUGUUAUUCAGUUUUUUUCAGGACUGAACGUUGUGAAAGAUGGGGUCACGCUGGUCAUGGACCGCUGGGGUCGGAGUUCAGGUGACGCGUUUGUGCAGUUUGCAACACAGGAGAUGGCAGAUGAAGCACUGAACAGAGACCGAGCCGUUAUUGGAAACAGGUACAUUGAGGUGUACCCAAGCAAAAAGAGCGAGAUUCAAAUGCAGUACGGCAGAGGGAGGGGAGAUGCUACAGCCACUGGAUUCCGUGCACAUAAGGGCAGCAACGUGUCUCUUCCUACACACUAUGUACACAUGAGGGGCCUACCAUAUCGAGCCACGGCUGGAGACGUAAUAAACUUUUUUCACCCUAUCAGGGUAGCAAAGGUUCUGAUCGAGUACGGGCCUGAUGGGAGACCUAGUGGCGAGGCAGAAGCUUACUUCACAACACGACAGGACGCGAUGGCGGCAAUGACCAAAGACAAGCAGUACAUACAGGACAGAUAUAUUGAGCUGUACCUAAAUUCCACAUGAAAGGAGACCAAGGACUGAAAAAGGUGAAUGGCUGGCUGUCUUUUGUACAAAGCAUUUUGGUAAUAUUUAUUGAGAAAUCUGGGGAAAAAUUAAUUAAACCUGUUCAGUUAUGGAGUACA